Molecule: messenger RNA, 1134 nt
Organism: Aspergillus tanneri
Lineage: Eukaryota; Fungi; Ascomycota; Eurotiomycetes; Eurotiales; Aspergillaceae
Product: seipin
Exons: 4
Coding region: 1-1134 (377 amino acids)
Biological process (GO): lipid storage; lipid droplet organization
Cellular component (GO): endoplasmic reticulum membrane
Source: RefSeq, a predicted model, not a curated record
AUGGAGGCGGAGUACGCAAUCGACGAUGGCCGCGAAGAGGGAGGCACCAUAUUUUUAUCCAAAGUAAUGAACAAGUUGGUGGCAUAUGUGCAGCCUCUAGUUUCGAAACAGGCCCAAAAGGCAUAUUUGGGAACCGUACUUCUUUUCAUAUCGGCCAUAUGCAUGAUUUUUGUUUCAAUCUUUGCCUACGGAAUAUUCUAUUACAAAUUCAUUCCCCAGGUUGGCUUAGAGCGCGUAGUCCAUUUGCAAUUUGGUAAUGGAAAUCCUUGGGGAACUGCUUCUCUAGGCCCGGGUUUGGCGUCUCUCCAACCGUAUGACGUGACUGUGAAGCUCGAGUUGCCGCGCACCCCAUCGAACCUUGCGACUGGAAAUUUCAUGCUCGACUUGACCCUAUUCCCCCCUUCCUCAUCAUCAUUCAUUACCGGUGCAAAUGCGUCCAUGUACGCUAUUUCACGAUCACGGCGUCCUGCGAUCCUCACAUAUGCGUCCCCCUUGGUAGAUAUGGCAAGUAAGUUGUCUUUUAUGCCACUCUAUGUGUUUGGCUGGCAUCGGGAAGCCGAGAUAUUGGAAGUGCCCAUGAUGGAAAAGAUUGAGUUCGCACGUGGGUGGCGCAACGUACCGGACAGUUUGCGCCUAGAGAUCCACAGUCAGGAGCAAAUGCAAGUAUACAAGGCCAAGGUGGAAAUCAGAGCCAGAUUUACUGGGCUCCGCUGGAUGAUAUACUACUGGAAGAUUACAUCAUUCGUCGUUUUCACAUUUCUAUUCUGGGGUAUCUCUAUGACGUCGGCGAGCAUUGUGUGGAUCACCCUAACGGCGAUAUCCGUCGGUGACAAGGACACACACAAAGUGAAGGUAAAGAAGGAAUAUCGCGAUGACUUCUGGAUCAAGGACGAGCCUCUGGACGAGUCCACCUCUCCCUGGGAGACAUCCUUGGAUACUUCGAACGAUCAACCCGAGCAGGGUACCAAGCGAGAGAAGGAGUACCAGGCGGACGACGAGAGUGACGGGAUCUCAUUAUCAGAGGAUCACAGUGGUGGUCAAGAUGCUUCUGGAGCUGGAACAGGACGGGAGAGUCCUGAAGCGCAAGGUAUUCAGCGGCGACGAGGCCAUUUAUCUACGGAUGACAGUCCGUAA